AUGCAAUAACAAAAUUUUACAUUACUUGAUUUAGUAUUCCAAGAACAAUAAAUUCAGAAUUAGAUUUCUAAUAAGUGCAGCAUCAAAGAAACAGCCAAAUUUAUUCCAUACAAUCCACUUGGUCUUAGUCUUUAUCUUGAAGCUAAUUGUAAUACAGAAACUAUUAGUAAAUUAAUAUUCAGUCAAAUAUUGAAAAUGAUUGAAGAUAAACUAUUAGAAUUAGAGGAACGUUUAGACAAUAGAGAUUAAAUCAAAAAUAUAAAUCAACAAAUAAAUUCACUUAAACCUCCUGACCCUUAUUUUAAGUCUAAACCUAUUGACGAUACAUUAUCAGAAUAUGUCAAAUAAAGUAAAUAAAAUUUAUUUUCAAAGGAAAAUACAGUUAAUAAUCUGAUAUGGAAAUAACAUCACCAUAAGCUAAUUAACCAUAAGAUUAAAAGUCUAUUAAAUCAUAAAAAUCUUAGAGAUCUCGUUCUUAAUUAGGAAGAGCACAUACUGAAAUAACAUAAUUAGAUCCAAAACUUAAAUCUAAUGAGGAAGGACUCAUUUCAAAAAUAGAAUUAUUUGAUAAAAAACUAAAAUAAGUAGUAGAAUAAGUUAAUAAACUAUCAUAAAAAGAUGAUUAAUUUUAGAGAAGAAUUGAAUAACAAGUUUAAUCUUAAUUGAAGGAUAGUUAAGAUAGAUUGAUACAAAAUGAUAAAUUUUUUAAAUAAGUAUAAUAAACCAAUUAAGAAAUAACAGAAAAUUAAAGAGGAUUUCUAAGUCGAUCUGCAUAAUUAAGAUAAGAAAUGGAGUAAAUAUAUUUUAUUAAAAUUAUUAGUUAUUUAUCAUAAGAACUAAAUAAAAUCUAGGAAGAAAAUAAGCUUCCUUUAUUAUAACUCCAAGAAAGCGUUUAAGAAUUGUAAAAAUAAGUAGGUCUUCAUUAAAAUGAGCUAAUUGUAUUUAAAACAAUUCUAGAAUCAAUAGAUAAUGAUUUUUUGAUAUUGCUUAAAAAAUUUAAGGACAUAUAGAAUGAUUUAGCUAAAAAAAAAUUAAACUCUAGUAUGAGUAGUCAUCAUCAAUAUCUAAAAUGA
Paramecium pentaurelia is the source of this 1073-nucleotide messenger RNA. NCBI's taxonomy places the organism in Eukaryota, Ciliophora, Oligohymenophorea, Peniculida, Parameciidae. The record is from the annotation of a GenBank genome assembly.